Molecule: messenger RNA, 1332 nt
Organism: Prunus armeniaca (apricot)
Lineage: Eukaryota; Viridiplantae; Streptophyta; Magnoliopsida; Rosales; Rosaceae
Source: the annotation of a GenBank genome assembly
AUGGCCAUAACAGUAGCUAUCAACUUAGCUCUAAUAAGUCCAUCGACUUUAUUUCAUCCCAAGUCUCCGAAUCCUUCAAAGCUCAGAGCUUUCACUCUCAGAUGCUCCUCCGCCACCUCAACCGCGGUCCCUGAUUUGGCAGAAAUACCUUGGAAGACUUCAGAUGCUAGACUUGUGCUUGAAGAUGGUUCAAUCUGGAGAGCAAAGUCGUUUGGUGCUUCAGGGACCCAAGUUGGUGAAGUUGUAUUCAAUACAUCCUUGACCGGGUAUCAAGAAAUUCUUACAGACCCUAGUUAUGCUGGCCAAUUUGUUCUCAUGACAAACCCACAUAUUGGAAAUACUGGUGUAAAUUUUGAUGAUCAAGAAUCAAGACAAUGUUUCCUUGCUGGUCUAGUGGUUAGAAGUUUAAGUAUCAGUACUUCAAAUUGGAGAUGUGCAGAAACACUUGGUGAUUAUUUAGCAGAAAGGAAUAUCAUGGGAAUUUAUGAUAUUGACACACGUGCUAUCACCCGAAGAUUAAGGCAAGAUGGAAGCCUUAUUGGUGUUUUGAGUACAGAAAGGACAAAAACAGAUGAAGAACUAUUGGAAAUGUCUCGUUCGUGGGACAUUGUUGGGGUUGAUUUAAUAAGUGGUGUGUCAUGUAAGGCCCCUCAUGAUUGGGUUGAUAGAACAAAACCAGAGUGGGAAUUUAACUCCAGUAAAAGAGGUGGAGAGGCAUUCCGUGUUAUAGCAUAUGAUUUUGGAAUCAAGCAUAAUAUACUCAAGCGCUUGGCUUCCUAUGGUUGUAAAAUUACUGUUGUGCCUUCAACAUGGCCCGCAUCAGAGACUCUUAAGAUGAAACCAGAUGGGGUCCUUUUCAGCAAUGGCCCUGGAGACCCAUCUGCUGUUCCUUAUGCUGUUGAAACAGUUAAGGAGAUCAUUGGAAAGGUUCCUGCUUUUGGAAUCUGCAUGGGUCAUCAGUUGCUUGGCUUGGCAUUAGGUGGUAAAACUUUUAAAAUGAAGUUUGGCCACCACGGAGGAAAUCAUCCAGUUCGUAAUCUUCGUAGCGGACAUGUUGAGAUAAGCGCUCAGAAUCACAACUAUGCAGUUGACUCUUUGUCACUUCCAGAGGGUGUAGAAGUAACUCAUGUCAAUCUUAAUGAUGGAAGCUGUGCUGGUCUUGCCUAUCCUGCACAAAACAUCAUGUCUAUUCAGUACCACCCUGAAGCAUCCCCAGGACCCCAUGAUUCGGACUAUGCUGAUGAAGAAAGUGAAAGUAAAUUCAUGAGUGAUGGCUGCACUGAGCUUUAUUUGAUGGAUGGCAUGUCUAAGGCGGCGAGGGUUCAAUGGUAA